Messenger RNA from Lolium rigidum, 617 nucleotides. RefSeq names its product E3 ubiquitin-protein ligase MIB1-like. The transcript is spliced from 2 exons. The coding region runs from base 109 to 492 and encodes 127 amino acids. Gene Ontology annotation, molecular function: protein binding. The record is from RefSeq and is a predicted model, not a curated record. NCBI's taxonomy places the organism in Eukaryota, Viridiplantae, Streptophyta, Magnoliopsida, Poales, Poaceae.
UUGAGGAGCGCCGACAUCAUCCAUAGCAAGGCAAAACACCUUUUGUUUGUGCAAAACAACAAUGGCGACACGCCCCUGCAUUGCGCCUCACGGGCCGGGAGGUCUCGAAUGGUCUCUCAUCUCAUUGGACUGGCCAGCUGGGACGAGGAUAAUACAGGUGUUAACAAAGGGAAGGAACUGCUGGAAAUAGAAAACAAGGAUAAGGAGACAGCAUUGCAUCAGGCAGUACGCAUUGGGAACAAUAGUAUAGUCAAGCUGCUUAUGAAGGAAAACUCAGAGUUGGCCAGUUUUCCGAAACAUGGCACUUCACCUCUGUACCUAGCCAUAUUGCUGGAAGAGGACAUCAUUGUUGAGACGCUUUAUAAUGCGAGUCACAUGAAGCUUUCUUACUCUGGGCAAAAUGGACAGAAUGCAUUGCAUGCUGCAGUUCUUCGAGGGACAGAAAGACCCAUUUGCAGAGCUUACAAAAAAGCUCCUGGAGUGGAACAAUGAUCUCACUACACAAAGGGAUGAAAAUGGGAGUACGCCUCUCCAUUUUGCUGCAGCUCUUGUACAGCAAAGUCAUCGAGGAAGUGUAUGUUCACUAAUAUUGGAAGCUAACCCAGCUGCAUUGUAUC